CCAAGCCCGGCCGCGCGUUCCGGGGGACGGCGGCGCUGAGGGACGGGCGGGCCCGGUGCCACCAUGGCCGCGUCCCCCGGGCAGCGCCGCCGCUGGGAACGGGAGCAGGCCCGGCUGAAGGGCAGCGUGGUGCAGGAGGACACCGAGGAGUGGCAGAAGGAUCCCCGUUUCACCGGGCUGGAGAGGGUGGGAGGUGUGGAUUUAUCCUACAUCAAGGGCGACGAGAGCCGUGCCUGCGCCUCGCUGGUCGUGCUCAGCUACCCGGGGCUGGAGGUGCUGUACCAGGAUUGCCGCAUGGUGCCCGUCACUGCCCCGUACGUGGCCGGGUUCCUGGCCUUCCGAGAGGUCCCUGUCCUGGUGGAAGCUGUCCAGAGACUUCAGCAGGAGCAGCCCCAGCUCCAGCCUCAGGUGCUUCUGGUAGAUGGGAAUGGCCUGCUCCAUCCCAGAGGAUUUGGCACAGCCUGUCACCUCGGAGUCCUGACGGACCUGCCAUGCAUUGGCGUGGCCAAGAACCUCCUGCAGGUGGAUGGCUUGGUCAGGGACGAGCUGCACAGGGAGCAGGUUCGUUCCCUGCAGAGGUCAGGAGAGACAUUCCCACUGACAGGCACCUCAGGGAAGGUCCUGGGCAUGGCGCUGCGGAGCUACAACAACAGCUCCAAGCCGCUGUACGUGUCCGUGGGGCACCGUGUGAGCCUGGGCACGGCCGUGCGCCUCGUCAGGGCCUGCUGCCGCUUCCGCGUCCCGGAGCCCAUCCGCCAGGCUGACAUUAGGUCCAGGGAGUACCUUCGGAAGCUGCCCUGCGCCCCACGGGACGUGCUGGAGCCUGCCAGCCCAGAGAGCAGCAGAAAGGAGGCUGAGUUGGAGGAUUAGUCUGGUGCCAGAAGAAAGUGCAGAGCUCCUCUUUGCUGGGCCCUCUCCUGCACCAAGGCUGAGUGCUGAUGGGUGCAGGAGCCCAGUGCCACCCUGAGGGACAGCACCAGCCACUGCUCAGGGGGAAUCCUUGCAGUGAAUUUCUCAGGGUUCAUUUUCAAGUCCUGUUAAAGUCCUUGUGCGAGCAGAGGCUCACCUGUAAGUGUUGAGCACCUGGCUGGAGUCCUUGGGCUGCUGCAGGGGGUGAUUUACAGAGAUGCUGAGGUGUUCCCACUGCAGAGCCAGCCUGUGUCUCCCACCACACCUCUGGAACUGAGCUCUCCCUUCCCCCUGUCCCUGCAGCCUGGGCUCUCCCGUUCUCUGCACAUUCCUGGGGAGCAGCAGCCCUGUUCCAGCUCCAGCAGCCCUGUUCCAGCUCCAGCAGCCCUGUUCCAGCUCCAGCAGCCCUGUUCCAGCUCCAGCAGCCCUGUUCCAGCUCCAGCAGCCCUGUUCCAGCUCCAGCAGCCCUGUUCCAGCUCCAGCAGCCCUGUUCCAGCUCCAGCAGCCCUGCUGCCCAGCUCUUCCCAAAGGAAGGAUCUCAGGGGAAAGGGUGGCAGAAACCAUCUCCCUCCAGGAGGAUGGGGAGCUCAUUCCUGGCACACAGAGCUCUCCAGGUGCCAAAUCCCAGGCUGGAGUUCUGGCCCAGCCCCAGCUCGGCCUGAGGAGCAGAGCCCAGAGCUUCUGUGGCCAAAUCAUCCUCGACCCUCAUCACCAAAGCUUCUCCCAAGGUGUGGGAUCCUGGCUGUUCCUGAAGAGCAGCAGGAGCAGAAGGUGCUCUGGGAGACCUUGGUGUGGCUGUGUAAGAUUCCAGCCUGAAGAAGAAGAAGGAUGAUUUCCUGGGGGUGGGGAGGGGUGCUCAGGUCAAGCUCCUGUGGGCUGUUUUAAUCUCAAUUUUGCAUAAAUUCAUUGUACAUCUUCUGUUCUUUUC
This is a messenger RNA of Poecile atricapillus (Black-capped chickadee), 1837 nucleotides long. RefSeq names its product endonuclease V (gene ENDOV). The record is from RefSeq and is a predicted model, not a curated record. Gene Ontology annotation, cellular component: nucleolus; cytoplasm. NCBI's taxonomy places the organism in Eukaryota, Metazoa, Chordata, Aves, Passeriformes, Paridae. Bases 64 to 870 code for a protein of 268 amino acids. Gene Ontology annotation, molecular function: single-stranded RNA binding; RNA endonuclease activity producing 5'-phosphomonoesters, hydrolytic mechanism. Gene Ontology annotation, biological process: DNA repair. The transcript is spliced from 9 exons.